Messenger RNA from Phragmites australis (common reed), 2112 nucleotides. Its product is annotated as nuclear transport factor 2-like. Bases 204 to 1655 code for a protein of 483 amino acids. The transcript is spliced from 9 exons. Gene Ontology annotation, cellular component: cytosol; ribonucleoprotein complex. The record is from RefSeq and is a predicted model, not a curated record. Gene Ontology annotation, molecular function: mRNA binding. Lineage: Eukaryota; Viridiplantae; Streptophyta; Magnoliopsida; Poales; Poaceae.
CCUAGUCAAUUUCCUUCCAGCGCCAGCCGCUACACCUCCUCCCUCCUCGUCCUCUCGCCUCUCCCCGCUCCAGUUCUUUUUUCACCACUGCUCCGCCCUCGCGCCGCCGCCGUCUCAGGUGAGCCGCGCGCAUCUCUCUCCGCCACGCGCGCGCCUGCCUCACCAAAACCCUAGCUCUUCCCCCGUCCCCCGAUCCAGCCCCCAUGGCCGCCGCGCCCGCGCCCGCGCCCGCCCCCGCCCCCGCCCCCGAGGCGCCGGCCUCCGCGCAAGUGGUCGGCAACGCGUUCGUGCAGCAGUACUACCUCGUCCUGCACCAGUCACCGGAUCUGGUCUUCCGCUUCUACCAGGAGGCCAGCCGCCUCGGCCGCCCCGCCGGCGCCGGCGCCGGCGCCUUGGAUUCCGUCACCACCAUGGAGGCGAUCAACGAGAAGAUCAUGGAGAUGGACGUGGCGAAGGCGGAGAUCAGGACGGUGGACUCUCAGGAUUCGCUCGGCGGCGGCGUCACGGUUCUCGUUACGGGCCACCUCACCGGGCGCGACGGCGUGCGACGCGAGUUCUCGCAGUCCUUUUUCCUCGCCCCGCAGGAGAAGGGCUACUUCGUGCUCAACGACAUGUUUCGCUACUUCGCGGACGGCGGCCCUGCCGUCGCGGAGGCGCAUCAGGCGGACACGGACGUGGUGGUCCCGCCUGUGGCCGCCGCCCCGUUGGCCAACGGCACCGCUGCUCCAGCGGCUGUCGAGUCUGCCGCUCCUGAGCAUGAUGCCGUGCCGCAGCAGGAGCAGCAUGUUCUGGAGCGUGCGCUGUCACAGCCUGAGGAGGAGGAGGCAGAAGUUUACAACCCGCCACCAGAGGAAGCCAUCGAUGAGGAACAACCUGUUCCUGAGGUGAUAAAUGAAGUUCCCAACAAUGUGGCACCAGUGAUGGCGACUACAGUUGCCCCAGUGUCGCAUGAGGAGGUGCCAAAGAAGUCUUACGCCUCGAUUGUCAAAGUCAUGAAAGAAGUUCCAUUGCCUACACCCGCACCUCCUGCUAGGCCUGCACCACCCAAACCAGAGAAGCAGUCUCCUGCACCUGCUCCCGUCAUAGACACAGCUUUCAAUUCUAACCCUGAGAACAGCAAUAUCCUAGAGCCAGAAGUUGAUGCGCAUGCGAUAUACGUGAGGAAUUUACCUUUAAAUGCCAUUGAGACUCAACUGGAGGAUGAGUUCAAGAAGUUUGGCACUAUUAAGCAAAAUGGCAUUCAAGUCAGAAGCAAUAAGAUUCAAGGGUUCUGUUAUGGGUUUGUUGAAUUUGAGGAGCCUACUGCUGUCCAGAGUGCCAUAGAGGCUUCUCCUGUAACGAUUGGCGGUCGUCAAUGUUACAUUGAGGAAAAGAGGACACCUGGUGCGCGAGGCUCUAGCAGAGGUGGCAGAUUUGCACCAGGUAGGGGUAACAACUUCAGAAAUGAAGGUAUGAGAGGCCGUGGUAACUACAGUGGAGGAAGGGGCUACGGAAGAGCUGAGUUCAAUUACAGGUCCGAUUAUGGGGGCAGAGGUGGUGGCAGAGGCGGCUCGGCACGUGGAGCUGAUGUUGGUUACCAGAGGGUUGACCACGCCGGAUAUGCUGGUAGUCGUGGAGGUCGCACAUCAGCAGCCGCUGAUGCACCCGCAAAAUGAUGGACCAAGUAGCUGUAGUCGUCAGAUUAUUCCGAAGUCGACAUAGAGCUUCAUCAAUUGGUUAGAGUGCGGGAUUAUCAGAAAGCCAGCUUCAAAUUAUGAGGAUUCUUGGUCUUGACCACUAUUUUUGCAGGCAACAAAGAGGGGGGAAAUGAUUACUAAUUGUAGAAUACAUACCUUUUCACAUCUAGCUCUAGUUUUGGUCGUUGAUCAGCUGAUCUGUCUUUUUGUUAUUUUUGUCCCUUUUUCUUGUUAGUCCGGAGUAUUCUUUAGGUUUUUGUUACUAGUAUUCAUUUGUUGUGUCAAUUUGAGUUCAUAGCUUUUUUGUGGACUGUUGGAAUAAGUAACAAUCUAGGGUAGUUUAUUAGUAGCUAGGGUGAGAAUUUACUUGUUUUUUGCAAUGUGUCAAGGCCAAAGGAUGCUCUACUCCUUAAGGAUAUUGGUUAUUUUCUGACUA